Messenger RNA from Closterium sp. Naga37s-1, 347 nucleotides. The record is from the annotation of a GenBank genome assembly. NCBI's taxonomy places the organism in Eukaryota, Viridiplantae, Streptophyta, Zygnematophyceae, Desmidiales, Closteriaceae.
AUGGCGCGCCACUGGGUCGCGUUCCUCUGCGCCGCGCUGCUCCUCGUGUCACCAGUCUUGGCUCGUCGCGGGCCUGGAGGCACUGGGUGGGGCAACGCCGGUCAAGGCGGCGGCGGUAGCGGUCAGGGGGGCGGUAACGGUCAGGGCGGCGGUGGUAACGGCGGUAACGGUUACUCCUACGAUUACGCUGAAGAAAGUGACAACAGCAGCGACGACAGCACCGACGACAGCAUAAGCAGCAGCGACGACAGCAGUGGAAGCGACGACUAUUACGGUCCCGGACUUGGCAACGGCAGCGGCAACGGCGGCGGCGCUGGUGCUGGCGCUGGGUUUGGUCCGGGACCUUG